Chelonus insularis is the source of this 2202-nucleotide messenger RNA. RefSeq names its product G-protein coupled receptor Mth2-like. The record is from RefSeq and is a predicted model, not a curated record. Gene Ontology annotation, biological process: cell surface receptor signaling pathway; G protein-coupled receptor signaling pathway. Bases 447 to 1988 code for a protein of 513 amino acids. NCBI's taxonomy places the organism in Eukaryota, Metazoa, Arthropoda, Insecta, Hymenoptera, Braconidae. Gene Ontology annotation, molecular function: G protein-coupled receptor activity. The transcript has 6 exons. Gene Ontology annotation, cellular component: membrane.
UUUUUAUCAAGUAUAAUGUUUUUUUUUUUCUUAUUCAUCAAAUUAAAUAUUUCUCGUCAUCACUAAAGACUUAUAUUAAAAAUUACAUACUAUGUUGGUAAUAACCAAUUAGCCACAUCCACUUUGAUUUCCCACUCCAGAUGUACUUUUAAAGCUCCACCUGUUUCUAGUUAAUCUGUAAUAUUACUACUGCUCCUCUGUCAGUAUUUACUGAUCAAUCCACCAGCACACACCUGAGACAUUGCUGACUUACUUUUGCAGCUUAAUGAACUUCAAUUAUUUCAUAUUUUUUGAAAUAAAAUCAGUGAUUAAUCUACAUUUUUAAAAAUAAAUCUACAUAAAAAUUAUUUUAAAAUGUACAUACAUAAAAUUUUUACUUAGAUUAAAUUAUCAAUGACAUUUGCAUAGUUAAUUGAUACAUACAAUCUAAGAAAAGAUUUAUUUUAAUGGCAAAAUUUUCAAAUUCCAAUUACAAGUUAUUGCCAAACAUUUUUCAACUUAUUCCAAAAAGUUUGUUAGCAAUUGUUUUUAUUAUCACUGUUCAAGACUUAAUUGUCAGCACAUCAACAAACCAACCGAUCAUCAUUUCAUUAUCUAUUAAUGAUUCAGUAAUCCCAAGCCAGUACCAAAACUUAUCAAGAGUUGGAAAAUGCUGUCCCCUGGGGCAAGUUUUAUUAAGAAACACAUCUGGAUCUGCCAAAUGUGGAUCAUUAGACUCUCCAGAUCUUCCAAGUUUUGUUCCUUUUUUUAAUGAUUUCAACCGUUCUGGGAUAGCAACUCCAGGUCAUCAGAAAGACAAAUUCAUUGCAGUAAUAGGUGAUCCAUGUGAGAAUAAAAAAUAUAUGCUGGAACCUGAUGUUUCAAGUGAUGAUGACCAUUAUCUGUUAAUUAACGGAUCAGUUUUCAGUCCGUACCAAGAGCAAUCGAUGCUCAACUUGGGAACAGACUAUUGUAUGGAAGUGAUGCCUGAACUUGGUUUGAGAACUCUUGUAUGCUUCAAAGGUGAAGAUCAAGUGAUAAUUGCGGAUUUUCGUCUUACAUUUUACGCCUGUGGGCUUCUCAUUUCCGUACCGUUUUUAAUUUUAACAAUUGUGGCAUAUUAUAUCACUCCUAAACUUCUGGAUGUCCAUGGUAAAGCUUUAUGUCACUACUGUGGAUGCUUAACAGUAGCAUUUACGACACUAGCAAUUGUUCAAUUAACUAGUUCUUAUCUUAGUGAUCAAUUCUGUAUUUCUAUGGCAUUUAUUAUUCAGUUUUCUUUUAUUGCCUGUUUCUUUUGGCUAAAUGUAAUGUGUAUAGAGACAUAUCUCUUGCUUCGUAGAUACAUAAAGACUGGUAAUGCAACUUCAGCUAAACCUGAUAAGCUCUUUUUUUAUUACUCACUAUGGGCAUGGGUACCACCUGGUAUUCUUAUUUUCAUUUCUAUUAUCAUCAAUCUCAGUCCUACAAUUCCUGUGGCAUUUGUAAAACCGAAUUUUGGAUCCGAAAGCUGCUGGUUUGAAUCGGACCUAGAUGCUAUGCCUUAUUUCUACGUUCCAGUAGGAAUUUUAGUUGUUGCGAAUAUUAUUUUAUUUGUACUAACAGCAAUAUUAAUAACUCAUCACCAAAGAGAACUUGACCUUCAAAGAUUACGUGAAGACAGAGAUGUAAACAGAGUUGGCCGUCGAACAUUUAAUUGGUUACGAAAACUUUUCCUUGUCUGUCUCGGGCUCUUCUUUUUAAUGGGAAUCAAUUGGGCAAUGGAAGUUAUAUCUUGGUGUGCGGGUGGUGAUCCCCUCACAUGGUCAGCAUUUGAUUUGGUUAAUGCACUUCAAGGUAUCAUUGUAUUCAGUAUUUUUGUAUUACGAAAACCAAUUAGGCAGUUAGUAUGGUAUCAAGUUCAAAGAAUGUUUAAAAUAGAAGCCGAAGAGCCCGAAAUCGGUAGCAUGGAUCGUUGCUUACUUAGAGUGCUUAAUGUUGAAGGUUUCACUAGCCAAAGGAUACCUUAGUCUGAGUAUAAAAUUAAGUUUGUUCAUUUUAAUCAAGCAUGUAUAAAUUAAACAAUUAAUUUUUGAUAGUACUUAUUGAUUAAACUAUGUAAAUAAUUCAUAAUUUCUAAAAAAAAGUAUUAGUCUAUAUGGAUAGUUAAAUAAGUUAAGAACAAUUGUUCAUUUUUAAAAAAUAAUUUUCUAUUUAUUUAUAAAUUUUUAUAUUUAUUAUAUU